Molecule: messenger RNA, 1088 nt
Organism: Exaiptasia diaphana
Lineage: Eukaryota; Metazoa; Cnidaria; Anthozoa; Actiniaria; Aiptasiidae
Product: delta-like protein B
Exons: 2
Coding region: 153-917 (254 amino acids)
Biological process (GO): cell communication
Cellular component (GO): membrane
Source: RefSeq, a predicted model, not a curated record
UGCUAGCCUUAGCCAACCUCAGUUAAUUUGAUAACACUGACAAAGCAUCUUGAAUUUGGUGAUCUUACUAAACUUACCCUACAGGYAACAAAGUGUGCCACGAGAAAUGGUUUGGUCCUUCAUGCAUAAMAUACUGCUCUCCAGGCUCUAAAAUGCGUUGUGAUGAAAAUGGCAACAAAUUUUGYCUUGUGGGGUGGUAUGGAGAGCAUUGUGACAGGCAAUGUGUUCCAAGUGAUGAUGACGUUAAGGGACAYUAUAAUUGUAGUAAMAAUGGAACAAGGGUCUGUUUUCCAGGAUGGGCUUCACCUGAUUGUAAGAYAUGCCAGGAAGGGUUUCUUCCUCCAAAUUGUCAACCACUGUGUAUACCUAAGAGCAACCCACAAGAUGGUCACUUCGCUUGUGAYAAAGAAAACAACAAACAGUGCUUGAUGUGGUGGUAUGGGAACAGAUGUCAAACAUACUGCGUACCCCACAACGAUGCCAUAAGUGGACAUUAUACGUGUGAUUCCAUGGGAAGAAAGCAAUGUAUUCUGGGUUGGUAUGGGUCAAACUGUACAAAAUCUUGUCACAUAAAUUUUAACAUCAAUGAAUGCAAGGAAUAUACAAAGUUAUGCACAAGUGGRUCUACAUUGCCAAGCUGUAAUAAGUGUUUACCUGGUUUCUAUGGAAGCAACUGCUCUCUAUCAUGCGUCAAACCUGAAGCUAUCAACACAUCCAACAUUCUGUGCAAUAUAAAUGGAAAACAGAUAUGCGGGAAGUGGUGGAAUGGACUUGAGUGUGACGUAUAUUGUGUCCCUCACGAUGAUGACUUCAAUGGUCAUUACAUUUGUGAUAUGAAUGGCAGAAAGAGGUGCCUUCUGGGAUGGAGUGCCCCUGRUUGUAAAGAACGAUACACUGUGUUUGACAGCCCACAGUAGAUACUUUUAAAAAAGGUUUCAUUAGUCUGAUGUGACAUUUAGAUGAAACUUUAAUUUUUAUGUAACAACUCUUUAUUAAGAAAUGAUUAAUUGGUUAAUAGCAUGAGAAACUGCUGAUGGUGCAAUAUCAGCAUCUGACAUCUAUGUAUCUUAAACUAGUUAUAUUAUUCA